Molecule: messenger RNA, 1164 nt
Organism: Phytophthora nicotianae INRA-310
Lineage: Eukaryota; Oomycota; Peronosporomycetes; Peronosporales; Peronosporaceae
Exons: 1
Coding region: 1-1164 (387 amino acids)
Source: RefSeq, a predicted model, not a curated record
AUGGUCUCUGGAAGCGAUCCCUUCCAGACUCUGCAGCUGACAGACGAAGAGCAGCAGGACUGCUACGAUCGCGCGUUCCAACUGCUCGAUCGCACGCUGCGCAGCUAUGAUGAGAAAGACGAUCAGGCAGAACACGGCCGGUCUCACACUCCGCUUCCCCAUUCCAACCUGGACAACACGCGCUGGAAGCUGCUUAAAACUCAAGAAAAUGCUUCACUUUACAAGGAGCGCAACUCCUGCACGCUCCAAGACUAUAACCUCCUCGGUGGCGACUGGAAAGAUCCCGUGGUGCUCCUAAUGGCCGGAACGAUCAAUGGUGAUCUCGACGGAAUCGUCUUCGGCCUCGAAACUCCAGACUCGAGUGCCUUAAGGACUCGACUCGCGUUAUUCACGAAGCAACCCGUGGACUGCGCCGUCUUGGCUCAAUUAGCGGGCCCAACCGAAGCUGAUCCGUUCCGAUUCCUUGGCAUCACGAGGAUGGUGUACAACCACAAAUGGCCACUCAAAGCGAUGAUCAAGCGACGAGACUUCGUGACGCUGACAGCGACAGGCACGAUGACUCGAGCAAAUGGUGACCGCAUCGGAUACGAAGUGGUGCAGCCAGUUAAACUUCAGCGGUGUCCUCCGCUGUCUGGCACGGUUAUCCGUGGGAAGGUCAUGUACGCCACGAUACUAAAGCAGCAGGAACCUGGCACUGUGGACGUCUACAUCCACACGUACGUCGAGACACAGGGAUUCAUUCUAGACAAAUUGGUCAUGGCUGUCACGUGGAGGGCAAAUAUCGGGUGUUGGAGCGCUAAUAAACUCGUUGAAAUGAAGAAACUACAAUGGUAUAUCGCCAACUGUCGGUCCGAGCGUCAGAAGCAGCAACAGCGAGCAUACCCGUCAGCUCGGAGCAUCUGCAGACAGUGUUACGAUAGACGGGGUUUGGUAAGAAGGCGUGGCAGUGGUAUAUAUGAUUACGACGGAACUUGCGUCCUGUGUACCUUUCCGAUGUGCUACAAGUGUCGUGUGGAGAAAACACUCGAAAUACUUGACGAGAACAGCGGAAGGCUAAAGCGUCAACUCGUUCUGGUGUGUCAGCCAUGCUGGAUGUUUGUGCAGACAUUAUGCCCCAUGGCUAUUGCGAGGCUGAACUACAAGCAACGACAACGGCAGUUGUAA